Molecule: messenger RNA, 1810 nt
Organism: Hemiscyllium ocellatum (epaulette shark)
Lineage: Eukaryota; Metazoa; Chordata; Chondrichthyes; Orectolobiformes; Hemiscylliidae
Product: GTP-binding protein Rhes-like
Exons: 3
Coding region: 239-1048 (269 amino acids)
Molecular function (GO): GTPase activity; GTP binding
Source: RefSeq, a predicted model, not a curated record
GAAUGCAGGUUGCUGUUGUUGUGGCUGGCGGCUGAGAGCCGUGUGCCCGGUGAUAAGGGAGGGUCUUGUUGCAGAGCCGCCCCGUCCGUGUGCUGGGAGUGAGCUGCUCACUGGGCUCCAGCCGCAGCCAUUCGGGCCAUCCUCAGGCUGAAGGGGGCAUGGUCCCCGGGCAGUGAGCCCCCUCCCUGCAGCUGCCGGACACAGGGGCCCAAGCCCCGCCACAACAAAGGUGAAGGCCAUGAUGAAGACUUUCCACUCCACUCCUGCCAUGCUGAAUGUUCCAGCCAAGAAUUCCUACCGGAUGGUUAUCCUGGGAGCCUCCAAAGUGGGAAAGUCUUGUAUUGUCUCCCGUUUUCUGAACAGCCGGUUUGAGGAGCAGUACACUCCGACCAUUGAGGAUUUCCAUCGCAAGGUCUACAACAUCCGCGGGGACGUCUACCAACUCGACAUCCUCGACACGUCCGGGAACCACCCCUUCCCCGCCAUGAGGCGGCUCUCCAUCCUCACAGGCGAUGUCUUCAUCCUGGUCUUCAGCCUGGAUAACCGCGGCUCCUUUGACGAGGUGGAGCGGCUGCGGAGGCAGAUUAUUGAGUGUAAGACCUGCCUCCGGGACAAGGCCAAGGCGGCGGCGGCGGCCGCGGUCCCGAUGGCGGUUUGCGGGAACAAGGUGGACCGGGCCGAGCUGCACCGGGAGGUCCGGGCCGAGGAGGCCGAGCGCCUGGUGGCCGGGGACGCCAACAGCGCCUACUUCGAGAUCUCGGCCAAGAAGAACUCGAACGUGGAGGAGAUGUUCCGGGCCCUGUUCACCUUGGCCAAGCUGCCGGAUGAAAUGAGCCCGGCCCUGCACCGCCGCCUCUCCGUCCAGUACUCGGAGGCUCUGCACCGCAAGUCGUUCCGCCUGCGGCGCGGGGCCAAGGAGCUCGGCGCCUUCGGGAUGGUGUCGCCCCUGGCCCGCAGGCCCAGCCUCAACAGCGACCUGAGGUACAUCAAGGAGAAGGUGCUGGGCCGAGGGCAGGACCGCCAGCGAGAGAAAUGCCUCAUCCAGUGAGUCCCGGCCCCAGAGCCAGCCCUGACCCAGCUCCUGGUAACUUUCACAUCAUGUCAGUAUCAGUUUAUUUCCCGGUGUAAGACCCGAGGGAUUGCUCCAACUGUAUCUGGGUCUGAUCUCUGCAAAGUGCGGGCCAUUGCAGCUCAUUCCCAACUCUUGGCUCCUUCAAGACAUGGGGUGGGUUGUUUCUGCUGUGGACAACUGUCCGUGUUGGUGGCUUCACGUUUAUUUCAAUGUACUUUAUUGGAAUGAGAUCCGUUCCUUUCUAAAGUAUCAUCUCUAACCCUACUGCUGAAUGUUUACACUUUACUCAAUCUGUCUGUUCCAAUCCUAUUACCUCCUUCCUCCAUGAACCACUGUCCUGGCAACUCCUCUCUGGCCAAUGUCCCAUCCCUCCUCUCAGCUUCUCUUGCCUCCAUCACUCAACUUGUGCUCACUGUCAUACUCUUGUCCACAGUUUUCACCCUCCCCACAGCUCUUGUCUGCUGUUCUGACCCCUGUUCAAUGUCCCAUCCACACUCCCUUACCCUCCCUUUCUCACUAACACCCAGCUCGUGUCCAAUUUACCUCCCUCUCUCUAUACAUUUCUGACCCUAUCCACUGAGUUUCACUGCACUCUUCCAGGGCACAAUGAUGUAUUAUAUCUAUUCCAACCCUGGGCAUCUUUCGAUUCUGUCCAUUUCUCAUUUCUUUCCCUCCAGCUCAUUCCAUUCUGGUUAUGCUUUCUGCAGCGAGAUUCAAUAAAGUUGAAACUUGCCAUAA